Molecule: messenger RNA, 2271 nt
Organism: Danaus chrysippus (African queen)
Lineage: Eukaryota; Metazoa; Arthropoda; Insecta; Lepidoptera; Nymphalidae
Source: the annotation of a GenBank genome assembly
AUGGUGGGAAACGAAAUGAAUGGACAGAGUAUAAAUGAUAUGAACAAAAUAAACUCCUUGAAAUCAGAGGAGGUUAAGAGCAAGGAGGUCGUACAUUACGCUAAGGAGGAUUCCGUUCAGGGUGAGAGGGUGAAGUUUGAGGGUUUGGAUGGAGAUAGUAUAUUGUCUGUGGACGCGAGGAAUGAUGGUUUGCCGCCAAUUCCUGACGGCGGGUGGGGCUGGGUAGUUGUUUUCUCAGCAUUCCUGGUAUCAGCCUGCGCUGACGGCUUAGCGUACUCCUUUGGCAUAUUACACGAGGAAUUCAUAGCUUCCUUCAAUGAAUCCCAGUCGAAGACGUCUCUGAUCGGCAGUUUGUUCAUAUCGAUACCCUUGAUAUCUGGACCCAUCAUGAGUGCUUUAGUUGAUAGGUAUGGUUGCAGAGUAAUGACGAUGGCUGCGGGCGUCAUAGCCACACUUGGUUUUCUUUUGGCUGCGUUUUGUAAUUCAGUGGAGAUGCUGUGUCUCACUCUGGGUGUUCUGAGCGGUUUGGCGAUGGGAAUCUUUUAUGUGACGUCAGUCGUGGCUGUUGCGUUUUGGUUUGAUAAAAGGAGAACUUUAGCUGUUUCUAUAGCUUCUUGCGGAAUCGGUUUCGGGACGCUUAUAUAUUCUCCGCUGACGGAUUUAUUGAUUCAAAUGUUCGAUUGGCGGAAUACUCUAGUUUUAUUAGCGGGGACGGUGUUAAAUAUGUGUGUAUGUGGUGCCUUGAUGAGGGAUCCUGAAUGGUUGAUUAUAAAGGAAUACAGAGAGGCUAAAGAAGCCAAAACAAGAUCAAGAAGAUCUUCGAGCGCGGGUUCGAUUUCGUCCAAAUCACUUGGUGGAGAAUCAGCGUAUUUGAGUGCUGACGAACUUAAUGAGUUAUUGAAGUGUGGGAAGAAUCCGGAAUAUAUAUUAGCGCUUCUCACAACUUCUUUGGCGGAAGCGGAACAGUUAGAGGCUACCACUCAAAUGAACGCCAAACAGUCAUAUAAAAAAGUACAUUCUGAUAUUCAACUACCUACAUUUAUUCAGAAACGGGAGAAGGUUCCAGCGGAGGUUUUAGAAAAAUUUAUGAGCAACAAACGCCUUUACAACAUAAUCCUUCAAAACUAUCCCGAUUUAUUAACGCGGAGACAUUCCGAAGAGAAUAUACACGUGGAACCUCACAUGCAAAAUCUAACCGAACCCGCGACCAUGAAAGUCGCUGUGAUGGCCAAAAAACCAGUAGAUACUAGCCAAGAACAGACAAAGAAGACGAUACCGAAAAGCGAAACGGCUCACCAGCUCGCGAAGACGAACCACAAAGAACAGAAAGACGGGAAACUGGCUAACAAAGAUCAUAUCGACAAACCUAUACGUAAAGAUGCGUCUAAGCCUAUCAUACAAGAAAUUGGUUGGCUAACAAGGCAUAUUAACACAGACCACCACUACCUCAGAGACGUACCGCUGUAUAAGAACACUAUCAUGCAUCGAGGAGCCAUGAUGAAUAUCCCUCGAUACAAGCUCCGAGCGUCCUCAUUACCAGAUAUAUACAGGAACUCCACUUGGUCCAUCUGGUCAGGCUCCGAAGACGAAAAGCGUUGGUACGACCGCGUGUUGGACGGCUUCAAGUCAACCUUCAACUUCAAGAUGUUCUCCGAGUUCCACUUCUUCAUGUUCAACGUGGCCACGCUGGUUCUGUUCGUCUUCUCCAUCAUCCCCUACUUCUUCCUCAAGUCUUACAUGACGGCCGCGAAUGUGGACGGCGGAGCUACUAUGAUCAGUAUUAUAGGCAUCUCUAGUGCUAUUGGAAUCGUAAUCCUGGGCUGGGCUGGCGACCAGCCGUGGUUGAAUGUCACGAAAACGUUCGCUGUAUGUCUGUUCGUAUGUGGCGCUACUAUAGCCGCGUAUCCAAUAUUCAUAACCAACUACUGGGUCUCCGCGGUACUUUCUGCUGUAUUUGGGUUAUCAUACGCCAGUACAUAUUCCUAUACUCCUGCUAUAUUGAUUGAGCUGGUACCUAUAGACUACUUCACUCUGGGUUAUGGACUAAUUCUCCUCAGUCAAGGCGUUGGACAUCUCAUGGGACCACCUCUUGGAGGUUUGUUGUAUGAUUUAACUGGUUCUUGGGAGCUCACGUUUUAUAUGGGCGGGUUGUGGGUGAUGCUGGCUGGGGGCUGCGUCAUCAUUAUACCUUACACCAAGAACAGACGACUAUUUGGAAACGCACCGCUCUUAAAAGAUGAAGACGCACACACGAGCUCGAUAAAAGUAUAA